Molecule: messenger RNA, 798 nt
Organism: Penicillium waksmanii
Lineage: Eukaryota; Fungi; Ascomycota; Eurotiomycetes; Eurotiales; Aspergillaceae
Product: AAC(3) family N-acetyltransferase
Exons: 1
Coding region: 1-798 (265 amino acids)
Biological process (GO): response to antibiotic
Molecular function (GO): aminoglycoside 3-N-acetyltransferase activity
Source: RefSeq, a predicted model, not a curated record
AUGUUUUUUAAUUCUCCCAUAAAGUACAACAAAAGCAACCUCAUAGAGGACUUCGAACACGCCGGUAUCAAAAAGGGCGAUUGUAUCCUCUUACACUCUUCUCUGAGCAAAAUCGGUUGGGUGAACGGCGGUGCUGUCACCGUGAUCGCAGCUUUACUCGACGUCCUAGGCAGCGAGGGAACACUAGUCGUCCCAACACAUUCAGGAGACAACUCCGAUCCAUCUGGAUGGAAAAACCCGCCUCUACCAGAAGAGUGGUGGGAGAAGUUUCGCGAAGAGAUGCCCGCAUACGAUACGCGCACAACCCCGACAUUUCUCAUGGGCGUGAUUCCAGAGCUUCUCCGAACUUGGCCCGGUGCAAUGCGCAGUGACCAUCCACAAACGUCUUUCGCUGCAGUGGGUCCUCUGGCUGAGAAGAUCACGGCGGGUCAUGCUCUUGAUUGUCAACUCGGAGAGCGGAGUCCGCUUGCUCGACUUGAAGAAGUCGGGGCGAAGGUUAUGCUCCUUGGGGUUAUGUUCAACUCCUGCACUGCGUUCCAUUUGGCUGAAUACCGACAUUCGCCGCGGCUGGAAAAGAACCGUUUUGUGGCCACGGUUGAUGGUUCACGGCAGUGGAUGACCGUGUCAGAUAUCACUUUUGACGAUAGUGAAUUUGGAGAGAUUGGAUGUCAGGUUAUGAAAACAGAGUCCUUUAAGGGGAUAUCUGUUGGGGCUACCCACUGUUGGACGUUCUCGAUUGCAGAUGCAAUUUCGACCGCUACAACAUGGAUGGAAGCUCAUCGCAAUAAUUUGGAAUGA